ACUGAUCUCGCAGCAGGAGCAUCUUCUUAUGAAAGCACACGGUGGUUUCUCUCUAUUGGACAAGUACAUACAGAUGCAAUCCCACACCAACACUCACAAAGGGAGUACCAAUACACAGAUGAAAAGAGGAAUCCUUGAAGUACUUCUUGUUCAUGCUAAAGGCAUGAAACACACAAAUCUCAUCGGUCCACCAAUCUAUCAUGUCAUCAUACAAUGUGGAUCUCUCGUGCACAAAAGCAAAGCAUCAUCAGGCAAAGAUGAAAAAACAUGGUGGAAUGAGAAAUUCAGUUUUGACUUCCCAUUAACUGAUUGGAAACAGUUGACCCAUCUAAAAUUCAGAAUCAUGGACCAGGAAUUCUUCACUGAUGGUGGAUUUGUCGGUGAAACCAUAAUUUACCUUGGAGGAAUAAUAGAUGAGGGGAUUAACAGAGGAAUUCUAGAAAUGAUGCCAGCUCCAUAUAAUGUGUUGCUUGAAGAUGACACCUACAAAGGAGAGAUAAAGAUUGGACUCAAAUUCGUUGCCAACACAGAAGUGCUCCCAGAGAGGACAUUCCUUGCACAGGUGAAUGAACCAAGACAACUGAUAUGCCGAUCCAUUAUAAAUCUCUGGAAAUUCUCAUGGUGGAAGUUGUGGCUUUAUCAUAGUCAGAGGAGUACUAAAAAUAAGACAGGGGAGGAAUAAGAUGGAUCAUAAUCCUGAAUUGUCGUCCUAGGAAUAACUUGGUUGCGAAACGAGUAAGAUGAAUUGAAACUGUGGGAUUUGGAUCAUAUUUCGGUUAUCAAUUUGGGAAAUGUUUCCCUGCUUGAAAUUCAUUUCGAAAAUUAUCAGAUUCUGUUCCUCAUUGUAG
This is a messenger RNA of Populus euphratica (Euphrates poplar), 848 nucleotides long. Its product is annotated as Calcium-dependent lipid-binding (CaLB domain) family protein. Bases 29 to 682 code for a protein of 217 amino acids. The record is from RefSeq and is a predicted model, not a curated record. The transcript has 6 exons. Lineage: Eukaryota; Viridiplantae; Streptophyta; Magnoliopsida; Malpighiales; Salicaceae.